GACGAAUGCAUGGUCAACGCAGAUGCAGUCGCGUAUCUGAACAAGGCUGUUGAGAAGUACAAGUUCACCAGGCGUGGUGAAACCGUCGCUGUCAUCAGUAACAUGCUGUUUGAGUCUGGCGGAUGGAUGUAUAACAUCAACCAUUCAGCAAACACUCCGGGUCAGGGAACUCGUUGCAUGAUGAUGUGGAAUUUUAUCAGCGAGUAUGCCAAGGAGCUGCACCCGGAUGAGUAUGCCAAUCUGAUGGGAAGCAGUGCUAGUAGUGCGGACAGUGCUUCGGAUACGGUUAGGAAUGAUGUUCGUGAACUUGUGCUUAACCCUGAAGAUUCGUUUGCGUCUGGGUUCUGGUUCCUUGUGAACAAAGCGGCUGGCUUCCACGAUGACGAUAUGAAGCUGCGCGACGGCAACUUGGAGGACUUUAAGGCGUACGUUGAGACAGGAAUUUACACCUCAUGGGAUUCCAACCGCGAGAAGUGGUGGCAGCUGGUCAACGAUAAUAUCAUGAUCUGA
Messenger RNA from Kickxella alabastrina, 510 nucleotides. RefSeq lists its product as uncharacterized. NCBI's taxonomy places the organism in Eukaryota, Fungi, Kickxellomycota, Kickxellomycetes, Kickxellales, Kickxellaceae. The record is from RefSeq and is a predicted model, not a curated record. The annotation marks the transcript as partial. The transcript has a single exon.